AUGAUAUCGACUACAAUAAGAACGAGAAUAUACAAAAUAAUAGAAGGGAAUAAUUUAAUCCUGGAAAAUGAAGAUAAUAGAACGAAUUUAAAAAACGUAGUUAAUAACUGUACUAUGAUAGAAAAUGCCUUACGGAAAAAAUUUAUGGAAUAUAGACGGAUACCCAGAAAUAAAUUAAAUGCCAUCAUUAUCGAUGUUUUAAAAAAAACAUUUGAAAAUGAAAAAACAUCCAAGAAGGAGAUUUCUGAAAUCGGAUACAUGAGAAACCGUGAGCAUCAGAUAAAUCACAAGGAUAGAGAAACGGUGGAUUAUUUAAAUGGAGAAAAGGAAGAAGAGGAGAAACAACAUGAGAAAGAGCGUGAAAAAGAGUUCAAGAAACAGGAUGAAGAGAAAAAUGACAGAGAUGCAAUGUCGAAAUGCAUAGAAGGAGAGGCAGAUAAAAAGGGAAAAGUGAAAACAAAAGGCAAAGCGUUAAGUGAAAAAAAAAGUCUCCUUGUACAAGGGAAGAAAGAUGAAAGUAAAAAAGUGAUGGAUAGGAUAAAAAUACGUAAAAGCAAGAAAAAUAUAAGAGAGGAAAGAAAUGCCCAAUUAAGGCCAUUUAAAGAGAAGGAAAAAUCUGAAAGGGACAAUUUGAAAGAAGGGAAUUACACCGCAUGUGAUCAUCUGAAGGAUAUUAAAAAAUCCAUCGAAGUAGAUAUAAAUUUAGAUAAUUAUAAAGGAAUAGAACAUAUAAAAAAGGAUAUUUUUUAUAGCAUAAUUUAUCCUUACAAAUAUAGAGAAGGCAAUUUCAGUACUAUUGUUAAUAUUAAUGGAAUAAGUGGAUCUGGAAAAACUACUUUAUCUCAUGCCAUAGCGGGAGAAUGUAAUUGUCCAUUUUUUUAUAUGAAACUACCAGAAUACUUAAAAUAUAUAUCCCAUGAUAGCAAAAAUAAUAAAAUUAAGAUCAUUUUUGAACAAAUAAAAAAUGAAUAUGAUAAAGCGAUUCUAUGUAUUGAUGACAUAGAUGUUAUCCUUUCAUCUAAAGAUGAUUCCAUAGAUUUGUAUCUUUUCACCUAUCUCUUAAGUCUCUUUGAUAAUUCAAAUAUUAUUAUACUUUUAUUAAGCAUCAAUAAACCUUAUGAUAGUACACUGUAUACAAAAAUUAAAAAUUUUAUAUCCAUACCAAUGCCUACAUACGAUGAUCGAAUGGAAAUACUUCAAUUCAUAUCGCAAAAAUAUUCUCUUAUCUUUGAUGUGAAAUAUGCUGCAGCUUUAACCUACGGUUUUCACCGUGGACAAUUGUAUGAUAUUAUUAAUGAAUCUAUGAAUCUGUGUAUAUAUAACAAUGUGCAAAAAACAUAUAACACUUGUUUAAGCCAAGAAAUAGUAGAAGAAAACGAAGACGGAAAAUCUAAUGAGAGAGAGAAAUAUGAGCUGCUAUUAUUAUCCAACUCGAAGGAGACUAUUAAUGACGUGAUUGAUGACCCCAUUUCUUCAACACAUUCGAAUGAAAAAAAUAUUUUCCACGCAAAUGGAAAAGAAAUGUGUCAAAAUAAGAGUAAAAACGACUACGAAAUUAAGAAAAAUGAUCCCUGUACAUUAUUUUAUGAAAGCAACAAAGAUGAUAAGGAGAAAAAAAACGAAAUAAAUCUAAAGAGGAAAGAAUGUACCGUAGAUGGUACAUUGUACAAUAUGAAGAAACCAAAAAUGACUUAUCAAAAAAUUGAUAAUGUGGUUAUUUAUGAAAGUAUAAAAAAUAUAAAAAAAAAAAUGAUUACACAGAAUAUAUGUGAAGUGCCAAAUAUCAAUUUAGAUAAUAUUGGUUCUUUGAAAAAGAUUAAAAAAAUAUUAGAGACGAAAUUUAUAUUACCUGUAAAAUAUGCAAACAUAUAUAAACAUUUGGGAAUAAAUAAAAGUAUGGGAAUAUUACUUUAUGGCCCCCCCGGAUGUGGAAAAACGAUGCUUGCAAAAGCUAUAAGUAACGAAAUGAAGGCGAAUUUUAUAGCUAUAAAAGGGCCAGAGAUUUUAAAUAAAUAUGUUGGAGAAAGUGAAAAAAAAGUUAGAGAAAUAUUUUCUUAUGCUUCUACAUAUAAACCAUGUCUAAUAUUUUUUGAUGAAAUUGACAGUAUAUGUAUUAACAGAGCAAACAAUAAAGCAGCCUUAGCAUCAGAUCGAAUUGUAAAUCAAUUAUUGACAGAAAUGGAUGGACUCUCUCAGAGAGAAAGUAUAUAUAUCAUUGCAACGACAAAUAGACCUGAUAUAAUUGAUAAAGCUUUAUUAAGAAGUGGGAGAUUUGAUCAACUUAUAUACAUUUCUUUACCUAAAUAUCAAGGAAGAAUUGAUAUUUUAAAAAAGUUAUCCAAAAAUAUGCCAAUACAUAUGGAUGUAGAUUUUUCCAAAAUUGCGCGUAUAACUAAAGGUUAUAGUGGUGCAGAUUUAUAUGGAAUUCUAAGAGAAAGUGCUUUUAUAGCCCUGCAACAGUGUAGAGAUAAAAUUUAUUUCUUAAAUUCAAAUAUGUUAGUAGACACAGUUUCAACACAGCCAUGUAAUGAAGAACAUAGGGUUCAUAAUGAUAAAACUAAUGAAUCUAUAUCCAUAAAAGGAAAAAAUGACAAAAAUGUUAUCAAUACAGAUAGUAGUAAUUGUAUGAUAGACUUUUCAGAUGAAUAUGCAAAAAUGUCUAACCAAUGUAGAAAUGAAAUUACAGAUCAUAUGCAACCUCAGGAUUAUACUCAAAAAGGUCUUUGUAAAAAUGACACACAUUUGAGCUCACCUCUUUUGAAUUCUACAUAUAUGCAUUCAUACAAUGGAAUAAGGUGUGAAUCAAAUGAGAUUAUGACGGACGCAUUACCACAAAUACUUGAUUCAUUGGAUAGAAGAAAAAAUAUUCCCUGCCAUCUCGUCACUACUGAAGAGAUAAACAAAACGGUAGACUUAAAAAAAGAGGGUGAAAUUCCCAAAACGGAAAAUAUAAUUUUGCAAAAUUUUAACCCUGAGGAUAGAGAUAAAAAAUUAUUAAAUAACGCUGAGGGAGAGAAGAAAAAGAAGAAAAAUUACUUAUUAUCUUACACAACAAAAGAAAGAAAAAUAAAAAAUACAAAUUACAAAAAUAGUGAUGACAAUUUUGUGCUAGAAAAUAAUGGGGUAUACAAAAUGAAUAAUUUAAAAAAUGAAACUAUAAACGAGAAAGAUAAAAAUAACUUAAUUUAUGAGUUUAUUCAAAAAAAUAAAAAUAUUCUCACAAUUAACCAAAGCCAUAUCAUGAUGGCGGUCAAAAUGGUCCCACGAAGCGUUAAUAAAAAACAGAUGAAGUACUAUAAAGAAAUAAGUAAAAAGUUCAAGUAG
Molecule: messenger RNA, 3324 nt
Organism: Plasmodium gonderi
Lineage: Eukaryota; Apicomplexa; Aconoidasida; Haemosporida; Plasmodiidae
Product: AAA family ATPase
Exons: 1
Coding region: 1-3324 (1107 amino acids)
Biological process (GO): ribosome biogenesis
Cellular component (GO): nucleus
Molecular function (GO): ATP hydrolysis activity; ATP binding; preribosome binding
Source: RefSeq, a predicted model, not a curated record